Daktulosphaira vitifoliae (grape phylloxera) is the source of this 2763-nucleotide messenger RNA. RefSeq lists its product as uncharacterized. The transcript is spliced from 8 exons. Gene Ontology annotation, molecular function: protein binding. The record is from RefSeq and is a predicted model, not a curated record. Bases 352 to 1260 code for a protein of 302 amino acids. NCBI's taxonomy places the organism in Eukaryota, Metazoa, Arthropoda, Insecta, Hemiptera, Phylloxeridae.
AAGUAUUCCCUUCUACCGCUGUAUAGCGUGGCAGCGACAUCAGCUACGGUACUAGCGGCGUUAGUUUCGAAACGGCAAUGUGCCGUUGCGCGUCUGAUCGGCGCCAUCGAUGACGUGCUCUUGUGAGUGUAGACCGGGCGAAUUUUGAUCCGACUCGCCGGUUUUUGCGUAUAGUGUAGUGGUAGUGCUGUUCAAUAAUUUUCGUUGUGCGUUUUUUUUGUGUGUGUGUUUCUUUUUUAUGUCGCUGUGGCAUUUACAAUUGUUAUCGUUUUUUUAAAUACGGUGAUCGUCUCAAUCGAGAUGUCGGUAUGAAGGGAACGACUAUUGUUAGGAAAUAAAUAGUCGGGUGUCAUGUGGCCUCGUGGACCGGGGCCACCGUGGAUGCUGAUCGCGUUAACGGUGACUGUGUUAAUCGCCGUCUUCUUAACGCGACCGGUCUACGCGGAAAAAAACAAGUUCUAUGAAAUGAAAACAGUUUGCAAAGCACAUUUUCUACAACAGGUUUAUAGAAAAAUUGAUGGUGCAGUGUUGGAUUCACAAAACGAGCGAAAUCUUGACUGUGUAACUACAUUUCAAACACAUUCUGUAUUACAGAGGUUUAUGAUGCACUUUGAUAGAUUACAAUUGGACUGUAACGAUCAUCUGUAUAUUUAUGAUGGAGCACACGCUGUUGGAGCUUUUAAGGCCGACAUAACUUGCAGCAAUACGAAGCAGUCCGUCGGUGUGAUAUUCACACGAACGAAUUUUGUCACGCUCAAGUACGUGACAGACGGUUGGGGAACGCGUUCCAACGGAUUUAGAUUAAUUGUGACGGCAUUCAAAGACCCAUUUUCAUUGGUUGCAGUCCACAAUUGUAGGGAAUUCAAAUGUCACACACAUUUACAUUGCAUAUCUGAAGACUUAGUAUGUGAUACAAUAAGCCAUUGCCCCGAUGGUUCAGACGAAGAGACUACUCCCACUUGUCAAGGCACAACGUCACAAACGAUAUUGGGCAUUAAUUUCACUGCAUUAGCAGUGGCUACACUCGUUGUCUUGUCUAUAUUGGGUGUAUGUGUCAUCAUAUUGACUGUUUACUGUAUAUGUUAUCGGACGUCUAACAGAUCAAUAUCGACGUCAAGACAUAACGUUCAAGAUACGACUAACAAUUUCCAAUUGAUUGGUGUGAAUGGAACUGGACGGUCGGGAAACUGGCACCACCCUGCGGGACAACUGCUAGGGUACAGCUCGGCACGGGUCCGACUCUACUGCCAGGCAAAGUGAAAUAUACUGGCUCUGACAGCGAUAUUUCCUCGGUACAAAAAGAGGAAUGGUUCGUGUAGAGAAUGACCUAAUCCGUAGCCCAGCAGGGUGAAACCGGUAGUACCUCGCCUGGCCGGCAUUUGCAGCAUUCGGAUUGUUGCACUUCCUAUACAAAUUGACAUACACAUUUGUUUUUUUUUGCCAUAAUAACUUCAUUAAAACAAUUUUUGUAAUAUUUUUUUUUUCAAAUUAAGUGUACGCAAUUUUCAUGCACACUAGUUCAUUACUUUCGGGUCUAUACUGCAAUCAAAUUUAAUUAUUUAUCAAUUGAUAAUCAGUGUAGUAAUAUAGUUUAAUGAAAAUCAAGUGAGAUCAAUGGUAACUAUUAACUGUACAUAAUUAAAAAUUAAUCAUAAUAGUUAUCAUAUAGAAAAACAAUCCCCUAUUUUUUUAAUAUUAUUAUUUUUAUUUUAAAGUUAAAACAACUAUACAAUUCAAUGUAAACAAUUUUAUAAUUAUUUUUUAUACAAGUACUUAAUUUUUAGAAUUUCAGAUUGCAUAAUCCUAGUUAACAAAAAUAAAAAUUUAUCUUCAAUCGUCGUUCAUUUAAUAUUUUCGCUCUCCUGUUGUUCUUAAUUUUUCCUCUUUUGUAUCCUCUUACAAUUCUAAUAGCUAACCGAUGCGAUAAAUUAACAUUCAAGUUUCGUAACGAUUUUGUGAACUAAAGUGCUUCGCUCUUCAUUUUUUUCUUACUGUCAAAUUGACUUUUUAGUUGAAAAGGGUUAACAUACGCGUUAAGUAAAGAAAAACAUGUACAUGCAUAUUUAUAUACAUACAGGCUUUUCGAUUACUGUCCAAAUAAAUACAAAAUUAAAAAAAAUAAUUUUUGGUUUUUUUUAGUUAUAUAUUUUAUUUUUGUUUUUGAUUUAUCAACUAUUCAUUACUUUUUAGAAUCAUAUUUUAUAACGUUUAAGAGUGACAAAUUUAUUUCUCUAAAUGGUAAUAUACAUAUUUAAUUAACUUAUAAAAUAGAUAAUUAUCUAAUUAAGAAAGUAAAUUAAGUUUUUAAUAACAACUUUUGGACUAGUACUCAAGAUGCUAUUAUCAUUUUUAUACCUAGACGGGACGAAGAAGUGGGUGUUGCUAUUUUUAUCAUUGCUAUUUUCCUAUUUUAUAAGCUAAUUAAAUAUUUUUCCGUUAAAAAAAAUAAAAUUGAGACCACUUUAAGUUACAAGAGAUGAUUUAAAAAAAAUAAUUAUUAGCUGACAAACCAAUACUAUAUGUAACUAAAAUAAAUCAGAUUUCUUUUUCUAACGUUGUAUUUAUUUUAUGAGUAAUAGAGUGGUUUAUGAUAAAACGAUCACUGUAUAAUUUACCUCAAUUUAUAAACAAAAUUAUUUUAGUAUAUUCAUUGUAAUACAUAUUAUUAUUGAAUAUUUGUUUUCUUAUAUUAUCCAUGAGCAGUCAAUUAACUUAUUUAAUAAUAAAAUAUAUUGACUGCCCCUUUUAAUUUCACGAGACAUA